This is a messenger RNA of Seminavis robusta, 1859 nucleotides long. The record is from the annotation of a GenBank genome assembly. NCBI's taxonomy places the organism in Eukaryota, Bacillariophyta, Bacillariophyceae, Naviculales, Naviculaceae.
GGGUUAUCUCGGAAGCCGUUCGUUGGUCUCAGUUUUUCUCUCUCACUCGACGAGACCUGAGAGGAAAGAACGAUAUCGCGACCAUGAUGGACGCUUCGUCUUUGUCUUUCACGCCAAAGCUCAGCAAUCUAAGUGGUCGACGCGACAAACGCAACACCGCGAAGGAAUGGAACCCUGUUGACAAUAGCGACUUCGAGUUCCAAGACGAAGAAACGACUCCAAUGAGCCCACCGCUGACUAUGCAGCACCACAAGACCGCGUCGUCAAAGACCUUUGAAGACGUUCUCGAUGGACUCACAAGUCUCGAACGAGCGAGCGAUCGUAGACUGCAAGCCAUGAAUGAGUUGACCGAUGGUUUCUUGGAACGCAACGAACGCGGUGAAGUGGAAAUCCAAGAUAACAGCAGCUCCAGUAAAGAAGAGGACCUUGAACGACAAGUAGCGGAGCUACGGCUUCAAUUGGAAGAGACGAAGGCUCAAGGAACGGUCAUGGCUUUUGAUAUCAUCUUCAAAAAUUGGGAAGAUUCUCAGGUCAAACUCCAAGAAGUUCAAGCGUUGCUAAACAACGCGAUGCGCAGGCUCACCGCGAAGGACCGUACGAUUGAGAAGUUGCGAUUGAAAGCAGGUGCUUGCGACACCAUGUUCCAAAAAGCGCGAUCGAAAGAAGAUUCUUGCGACGCCAUGUCCCAACAAUUGCAGCAUGCAAACGAUGAAAACAAAAUACUUAAACGGAGAAUGGCGCGGAAUAAUCGAUGGACUGAAAAGCUUCUAAAGGACACGACCCUUCUCGAGUCGGAGCUCCAGCAGCCGAAGGCAGAGGAAACGCUAGCGAAGACAGAACAAGCUCGUCGCAACAAAGUCCUAUCUCCCUCCUCCCGUCGCAAAGACGUGCAGGAACGUGAAACCGUCUUGCCACCGGUCGCGAUGCAAAACAAUAAUGCGGAAUUUCUCUUCAGCCCCGGUCCUUCCAAUACCAGGAAGACGCCCGCAGUCGGCUUUUCACCGGUCGCGAUGCAAAACAAUAAUGCGGAAUUUCUCUUCAGCCCCGGUCCUUCCAAUACCAGGAAGACGCCCGCAGUCGGCUUUUCACCGGUCGCGAUGCAAAACAAUAAUGCGGAAUUUCUCUUCAGCCCCGGUCCUUCCAAUACCAGGAAGACGCCCGCAGUGGGCUUUUCACCGGUCGUGAUGCAAAACAAUAAUGCGGAAUUUCUCUUCAGCCCCGGUCCUUCCAAUACCAGGAAGACGUCCGCAGUUGUCUUGUCACCGGUCGCGAUGCAAAACAAUGUCGUGGAAGCUCCCUCAUGCCCCCGUCCUUCCAAUACCAGGAAGACGUCCGCAGUUGUCUUGUCACCGGUCGCAGUUGUCUUGUCACCGGUCGCGAUGCAAAACAAUGUCGUGGAAGCUCCCUCAAGCCCCCGUCCUUCCAAUACCAGGAAGACGUCCGCAGUUGUCUUGUCACCGGUCGCGAUGCAAAACAAUGUCGUGGAAGCUCCCUUCAGCCCCCGUCCUUCCAACACCAAGAAGACGUCCGCAGUGCUGCCCCGACGAACCCACACCGAAACCUAUUCAACCUUUGACGCUGAAGCUCUCACGGAUACAAUUGAAGCUCUUCAAAGCCAACAAGCUGAGGGCUCCUCCAGAUCUCUUUCGAGAGACGACGGGAUUCCUGGCAUGGCGAAUAGCAAGGAUCCCGACGAAGGCGAGAAAUUCCGAGAGGGGAAGAAGAAGCCGAAACUCGGAUUCUUUUUUAGAAAGAAAGCGAAUGGACUCGGAGCAAAGAAACGGCAAAAGCACGCAGUCGGAGGAGGCAAGAAUGGUUCCUCCAGCUCAAAGAAAGGGGCUGCAAAGACAGCCAAGUAA